CCUCCUGCCGGUGUCGGCGCGCGUCGCGGAGCGCCGAGUGGCCCGGAGCGCGCCCAACCGCCCGACCAUGAGGUCCCCGGCCGUCAGACGCUUCCUCGAGUGCCUGCUGGGCCUCUACUUCGUCGCCCACAUCCCCAUCACCCUGUUCCUGGACCUGCAGAUGGUGCUGCCGCGCGAACUCUUCGCGGUGGAGCUCAGAAACGUGCUGCAGUGGUACGCCAAGGAGUUCAAAGACCCUCUGUUGCAGGAUCCCCCCGAGUGGUUCAAGUCCUUCGUGUUCUGUGAGCUUGUGUUUCAGCUGCCCUUCUUUCCAUUCGCAGCAUAUGCCUUCUUCAAAGGAAGCUGCAAGUGGGUUCGCACUCCAGCCAUCAUCUACUCUGCUCACACCAUGACCACCGUGAUCCCGAUCCUCGCCACACUGCUGUUUGAGGACUUCCCCAAAGGACAAGGACCGGGGACUUUCUCUGAAAAACUCAUCCUUGUUUCUGUCUACCUGCCCUACUUGCUCAUCCCUCUCGUCCUGCUCCUCUUCAUGUUGCGGAAUCCCUACUACAAGUCUGAGGAGAAGAGAAAGAAGAGAUGAGGGGACCCCUCCCGGCCCAGGGGACACGGCCAUGGGGCAGCUGCCUUUUAGACUCAAUACAAGAACUCCCAGAACCCGUGUCUGCAGUUGCUUUUGAAGCGUGCCAAGCAGUGGCAGUGUACAACACUGAGGGGGUGGUGGGUGCUAGGAUGGGCACAGGGUGUGAGCUGGAUUCUGGCCAGUAGUGCCAAGACCACCUCACGUGUCUCAGAACCCCCGCGGGCUGCCCACGGCAGGGUCUCAUCACUGUACUCUGGAGCUUGGUCUUUAGCUUGUCGCCACCUGCCAAGUGGAGACGGGAUGUCUCUGGCAUCUUCAACUUUGAAAUCAGGCCUUUGCAAUUCAGUAAAAACUCUCAUUUUCUUGCUUCCCCAACCCUAGGGGGAAGGAAGAAAAUCCACCAGAAUUGGUUUAACUGUGUUCCCCCGCAGGCUCACCCCAGUGCAGCUCCGUCAGAAGCGGGUCACGCUGAGGUGCUGGUCCUUACCUCCCCCAUCAGCAGACCACCACCUGAGAUGGCUCCCUGGACCCGGGUCCAGUCCAGCCAAGGACGUGUCCUGCACUGCUCAGCGUCCUGCUCGCUUGGCCUGGAGGCAGUGGGCCCCGGGUGCCCGCAGACCCCUCUGCCCUGGCCCACUGAGCUGCUGAGCCCACCUCUCUGCCGGCUGGGACUGCUGUUUGAUGCGCGUGUUUCUGGUCCAAAUAAAGGCAGCUGCGGCCCC
Messenger RNA from Ochotona curzoniae (black-lipped pika), 1305 nucleotides. RefSeq names its product transmembrane protein 97 (gene TMEM97). The record is from RefSeq and is a predicted model, not a curated record. Gene Ontology annotation, cellular component: endoplasmic reticulum. NCBI's taxonomy places the organism in Eukaryota, Metazoa, Chordata, Mammalia, Lagomorpha, Ochotonidae. The transcript has 3 exons. Bases 68 to 583 code for a protein of 171 amino acids.